AUGGUCCAGCUUUCAAAAUACAUUGCCAUUGCAGCAGCAUGCUUGGCGGCUCCCGCCAUUGCUCACCCAGGCGAAAAACAUGACCCCCAUGUUCUCAAGCGGGAGAUCCAUACCCGUGAUGCCAUGGCCUCUCACGCCAAGCGCUCCCUUGGUGGAUGUGAAAGCACCCUCCACGCGCGAGAGCUCAAUCGGCGCAGCAUCGCUCGUCGCUCACGCACCGUCCAACAGCUUCGCCAGAAGCGCGGCAUCACUGCUCCCCCAAAGCAGCGUCGUAACCUCGCCGCGCUCGAGAAGUGGGAGGCAAUUGACCACAACCGCACCGGAGUCCUGGACUACAGCUCCGCCACGCCCGAGUCGGUCAUUUUUGCCGCCAACACAAGCUGCAUCCUGUCGCCCACGGUCACCGACGGCCCGUACUAUGUCUGGGGCGAAGUCGUGCGCCAAAACGUGAAGGAAGACUUGUACUCCGAUGGUGUGGAUGUUUUCCUUGAGGUGCAAUACAUCGAUAUCAACACCUGCAAACCCGUCCCAGGAGCGCUGGUUGAUAUCUGGCAGGCCAAUGCCACUGGUGUAUACAGUGGAAUCUCCGAGUCCGGCAACUAUGCUGCCGACGGCUGGGACUCUACCUACCUGCGUGGCAUUCAACAAACGGAUCGUGACGGUGUGGCCACCUUCGAGAGCAUCUUCCCGGGCCACUACGAGGGGCGUGCGACACAUACUCACCUGCUCACGCACCUGAAUGCCACCCUUCUUCCCAACAAGACCCUCGAGGUUGGCACCGGUAGCGUCGCGCACAUUGGCCAGCUGUUCUGGAACGAGGUGCUCCGUUCCGCGGUAGAGGACACCUACCCGUACAACACCAACACGCAAAAUGUCACCUCCAACGCGGAGGACAUGUGGAGUAUCGAACAGGCCGACAGUGCCUACGACCCCUUCCCGGAGUACCUUUACCUUGGCGAUGACCUCGACGAUGGCCUGUUUGCAUGGAUUCAGAUUGGAAUCAACGCCACCGCUGAUUUCACAGACAACUCCUACUACAGCAUCGCCGCGUACCACGAUGCGGACGGUGGCCAUCAAAAUGAGGAUAGCACCUUUGCCGGAGGUGGUGGUGGUGGUGGUGGUGCCCCUAGUGGUUCCGCUCCCAGUGGUACCAUGUCUGGCGCGGGCCCUAGUGCCUCUGCAUGA
Messenger RNA from Penicillium olsonii, 1185 nucleotides. The record is from the annotation of a GenBank genome assembly. Lineage: Eukaryota; Fungi; Ascomycota; Eurotiomycetes; Eurotiales; Aspergillaceae.